Acanthosepion pharaonis is the source of this 1134-nucleotide messenger RNA. NCBI's taxonomy places the organism in Eukaryota, Metazoa, Mollusca, Cephalopoda, Sepiida, Sepiidae. The record is from the annotation of a GenBank genome assembly.
AUGUUUUAUUUUUUCCUUCACUUCCACGUUUCCCCCUCCUUUCUCUUCUUUCUUUUGCUCCUUUUUCUUUCUUUCUUCUAUCUCCUCUUUUUUUUUAUUCAUUCAUUCAUUCAUUCAUUCUUUCUUUCUUUCUUUCUUUCUUUCUUUCUCACUCUGAAGUCGAACAAAGAAAGAAAAUAUACAAACGCGUGGAAAGAUAAUUCCUUGCCUUGCACUGUAAGAAUAACCUCGAGCCGAGGCAAGACAGAACGAAUGUCUAAAACAGCUGACGUCUCUCUAACGGAUAAAAACGGAAGUGGAAGUCGCCUACAUCGAACAAUAGUGAAGCAGAUCCUGUUUCCGUUGCUCUUCUGCGCCGUCUUCCUUCCGCUGGUCUUCAUCAGCCAACAGAACUCUAUUCGACUGAACAAUGGCCUUCGAAGCAGGCGCGAACCGGUCAAGUUGAAAUACAAAUCUCGUUUUCGCUCACAUCCGGGCAACAUUUUUCGAUGGAACCUAACUGACCUCUUUCAAAACGAGACGCAAUCACCGGAGUGCUGCCUUCAAUGCAUUGUAAUUAUUCUUAUCAUUUCAGCACCGGAAAAUAUCGAAAGACGUAACGCUAUUCGAGAAACUUGGUGCCUUCCGCAAAGUUACCAAAAAGAUUCCAUCAAGAGGAGAUGGCAGUGCGUCUUUCUCAUCGGACAGACGCGUAACUCAGUCUUCAUGUCUCUGAUAAAACAAGAGAUGAGGAAACACCGAGACGUUCUACUCGGCAGCUACUUCGACACUUACCGGAACUUGACCUUGAAAGUCUUUCACGGAUUUUACUGGGCCGACAACUUUUGCCGUCCAGAUUUCCUUAAAGCUUUUCAAACAUUAAUAAUCGCUAUUUCUCUCCCACUAUCUCUCUCUCACCCACUCACUCACUCACUCACUCGGUCUGUAUGUCUCUUGAUCUCUUUGCUCUCGCUCUCUGUCUCUGUCUCUCUUUCUCUCUCUCUUCCACGCCUGUCACCGGUUAUCUGUUUAUUGCUCUAUCUUUCUAUCGUUAUUUUUUCCAUAUGCUGUAUCUCACUCAUUAAUUCUUUCUCUCUCUGUCUCGUUCUCUCUUACAGGCAAACACGAGCAUGCGUACAUAUUACACUUCUGUGA